Molecule: messenger RNA, 1215 nt
Organism: Lycium ferocissimum
Lineage: Eukaryota; Viridiplantae; Streptophyta; Magnoliopsida; Solanales; Solanaceae
Product: mannan endo-1,4-beta-mannosidase 1-like
Exons: 5
Coding region: 1-1215 (404 amino acids)
Molecular function (GO): hydrolase activity, hydrolyzing O-glycosyl compounds
Source: RefSeq, a predicted model, not a curated record
AUGUCUUUUACAAGAAUGAAUUGUAUUUCCGGGUUCUUGCUCUUGGUCCUAACUCUCUCAUGUGAAGCUAGGGUUCCAAGAGAUGAGAAUAAUGCAGAGUUUAUAACAGUUAAGGAUGCCCAUUUUGAACUCAAUGGAUCCCCUUUUCUAUUCAAUGGUUUCAACUCCUAUUGGUUGAUGCAUGUUGCUGCUGAGCCUAAUGAGAGGCAUAAAGUCACCGAUGUUCUUAAAGAUGCAUCUGCUGCUGGCCUUUCUGUUUGUCGCACGUGGGCUUUCAGUGAUGGAGGUUACGGAGCAUUACAAAUUUCACCGGGCGUUUACGAUGAACGUGUUUUUCAGGGUUUGGAUUUUGUGAUCUCGGAAGCUAAAAAAUACGGUGUUCGCUUAAUCUUGAGUUUUGUAAACCAAUGGAAUGACUUUGGAGGAAAAGCUCAAUAUGUUCAGUGGGCGCGAAAUGCAGGAGCUUAUAUUAAUGGGGACGAUGAUUUCUAUACAAAUCCAAUGCUAAAAAGUUAUUACAAGAACCAUAUUGAGAAAAUCGUCACAAGGGUCAAUACCAUUACUAGAGUUGCUUACAGAGAUGAUCCAACAAUUAUGGCAUGGGAACUCAUGAAUGAGCCACGUGACCAAGCUGACUAUUCCGGGAAAACUGUAAAUGCUUGGGUUCAAGAAAUGGCAAGUUUUGUGAAGUCAUUAGACAACAAACACUUAUUGGAGGUUGGAAUGGAGGGAUUUUAUGGUGAUUCAAUUCCAGAAAGGAAGCAAGUUAAUCCUGGUUAUCAAGUCGGAACAGAUUUCAUAAGUAAUCAUCUUAUUAAUGAGAUUGAUUUUGCCACUAUCCAUGCAUACACUGACCAAUGGGUAUCUGGACAAAGCGAUGAGGCACAAUUGGUAUGGAUGGAAAGAUGGAUAACAAGCCAUUGGCAAGAUGCAAGAACCAUACUAAAGAAACCUCUUGUGCUUGCUGAAUUUGGAAAGUCUAGCAGAGGUCAAGGAUCAAGAGACAUAUUCAUGAGCAGUGUAUAUAGAAAUGUCUAUAAUUUGGCAAAAGAAGGGGGAACCAUGGCAGGAAGCUUAGUAUGGCAACUCAUGGCACAAGGGAUGGAGAAUUAUGACGAUGGUUAUUGCAUUGUUUUGGGACAAAACCCUUCAACUGCAGGAAUUAUUUCAGGUCAAUCUCAUGCCAUGACGACUUUGUCUCAUUUGGUUCAGUGA